AUGGCAGACCAAUAUGAUCCUAAAUUCGGCCUGUCACCGAAGGCUGGAAUUGAGGGACCAGCGCGCAUUAAAGCAAUAUAUCUUCAUCCUAUCAAGUCUUGCGGGCCUGUCGAGGUGGAUCGAGCCUUGCUCACUAAGACUGGCUUUAUGUACGAUAGAUGUUUUGCAUUUGCAACGGAAACUGUCAACAACGAAAACCCCACGGCCUCAAAAUUGCGAUUUAUCAGCCAGCGCAAGAAACCAGCCAUGUCCCAGAUCAAGACAGAGUUAUGGCUCCCUCAUAAGUACAGCAAUUCACAUGACCCGCUAGUGCAGUCAGGUGGGUGUGUGGUCGUGACAUUCGAAGACCCAGACCUACCAAGUUGGUCCAAUCGGGUUGAGACAUUUUUCCAUACAUGGAAUCCCUUCGCACGACCACAACUAUCAUUCAUUGUACCUCUUCAUAUCACGGCCGCCCAGACGGAGGAUUUCCAGGCAAAGAUGAAAACGUUCGGCAUCCAUCAUCGUGAUGCGAAGGGCCUCGACAUUAGCGGAAUCCCUUCUAUUGCAGCUGCUUUGCCCAAGCUAAAGAAGUUUUUGGGGAUACCGGGAGACCAAAGCCUCACGCUUUUCAAAUGUACGCCGGAUACCUUGAGCCGUACGGAUAAGAACCUUGCGCCACUUAAAUACAUUGGUUCGCCGGCCCUGCAUGGCUAUACGGAUCAGCAACCUAUCAACAUCAACAGUUUGUCCUCGGUUCAUGCUGUGUCCGCGCACCUUCCCACUGAAAACCAGCCGCUGAAUGCCCUUCGUUUCCGUGCAAACAUAUGGAUUACCAAUUCUCCGGCAUACGAAGAAGAGACUUGGAAACGCUACUGCAUCCUGCAAAAGAGUGGCGGCACUGGGCCUCGAGCUAGUGUUGCGCCGGCAUUCUCUGUUGUUUGUCGUACAUCUCGAUGCACGAUUCCUAACGUCAACCCGGAGACUGGCACCUUUGAUGCAGAUAACCCGCCUCCUCAGAAAAAAAGAGGCAAACCACAGCCAAGCACAACCUUGGUGCAGUACCGUACGGUCGAGAUGGGAAACAAAGCGGCACUCGGCUAUCUAGGCAUGCAUUGUGUUCCUGAGGAUUGGAGCUUGAAGAGGGCCGAAGAGCAGGAAGCAGGAUUAUAUAUUGAAGUCGGCGAUGAAAUUGAGGUACUGGAACGAGGGGAGCAUCUUUAUGGGUCGACGGGUGACGACUAUUAG
Penicillium verrucosum is the source of this 1227-nucleotide messenger RNA. RefSeq lists its product as uncharacterized. Bases 1 to 1227 code for a protein of 408 amino acids. Gene Ontology annotation, molecular function: molybdenum ion binding; pyridoxal phosphate binding; catalytic activity. The transcript has a single exon. The record is from RefSeq and is a predicted model, not a curated record. NCBI's taxonomy places the organism in Eukaryota, Fungi, Ascomycota, Eurotiomycetes, Eurotiales, Aspergillaceae.